Molecule: messenger RNA, 1631 nt
Organism: Drosophila obscura
Lineage: Eukaryota; Metazoa; Arthropoda; Insecta; Diptera; Drosophilidae
Product: probable palmitoyltransferase ZDHHC24
Exons: 2
Coding region: 86-949 (287 amino acids)
Molecular function (GO): palmitoyltransferase activity
Source: RefSeq, a predicted model, not a curated record
AGAGGCCAUCACCAGUUCUGGAACUCCAAGCACUGCGAUCGGUAAUUCGUAGUUUUGUUUACGUUAACACCCAAAGAUAAUAAAGAUGAAAAUCCGGAGCAAUCCGCUGCCCCGGCGACUGGCAGAUGUCUUGUGCUUCCUGCUCAUUGGCGUUUUUCUGCCGAUUGUGUUCAUGUUUGAGAUUAUUGUGGUGCUGCCGGCAUUCCACGAGCCGGGCGGCUUCUUUCACACCUUCACCUUCCUCAUGGCCAUGUUUCUGGUGUUCAACAUUAAGGGGAACAUGAUUGCCUGCAUGAUGAUCGACACCAGCGUAGACGUCAAGCAGGUGGAGCCGCCGCCUGAGCAGUCGGCAGAGCGCCUUGAGUGGCGCGAGUGCGAGGAGUGCAAGCGACUGGCACCGCCCAGAUCGUGGCACUGCAAGAUAUGCGGCACUUGCAUACUGAAGCGGGAUCACCACUGCCUCUACACGGGCUGCUGCAUCGGCCACCGGAACCACCGCUUCUUCAUGGGCUUCAUUUUCUACUUGUUUGUGGGCUCUGUGUACGCCCUGGUCUACAACUCGAUCUACAUGUGGAUCAUCCAUGGCAGCAUAUACAGCAAUUGGCUGACGGUCCUCAAGCUCACCUGCCCCAUGCUGCUGCUGGUGACCGGCGGCUUCUGGACCAACAUCUACCUGCUCUUCUACAGCCUCAAUGUGCUGGCCCUGGCGUAUGGCGUCCUCCUGUUGGGCUAUCAUGUGCCGAUUGUGCUCCGUGGCGGAGUUUCCGCCGAUCGCACAAAGCAGCGAAAGCUCAAGUACAACCGUGGAGUCAGGCAGAACCUAAGAAGUGUCUUCGGGCUGCGCAUGCACAUAGCCUGGCUAUCUCCGCUCAUUCGCAGCGACCUACCCGACGAUGGCUACCACUGGAGGGCCUCCAUCUCUACCUCUCCCAGGAAGAGCAAAGACUGAUCUAGCUUAGGAUAGAUAUAUUUUUAAGGCGUCCCGCCGGGGUAGUCCGUAGAUGAGUACCGUAAAUUUGGCUUCCUCGGGCUGGCUGCAGCUCAAUCGCAGUGUGGUGUAGUUGCAGCCGAUUCCGCCCGUGAGUAUGGACGCCUCCACCAGCCAUUCCACUUGACUCUCAUCCAAGACCAAGAUCAGGUUAAUAUUGGAAAUCAAUUUAUCCUGCAUAGAAAUAUAUAAUUACUUCAUUAUUACAUUACAUACGUCGAUACAAAUGAUAGGGAACCAACCUUUUGUCUGUACUCCACAUCGAGAAACGUUUCAGAUAUGUUGGAGCACAUUUCUACCUCAUAGAUGGGCACAGCCCGGGAGUGCAUCAUACCAAAUUGCACGGAGUAUCCAAGAGCAUCAUUGGCGAGAAGAAUUGCCAGCAGCAGCAUCAGCACGACCCUGUCCAUGCCCGGAGACUGAAUAAAACACUUUGCGAACAAUUAUCAAUUAUUGAUUGAUUUUUUUGACAAGCAGAGCAAACAUUACGAUAACAGGCUUCAAGCACAGUAUUUAUUGGCAUCUUAAAUAUUAUUUUUUUUUUUUUGGGUUUAGUUUUUGAACCGAGUUGAUUAGUUGAAAGUUCCACCUCCAACACGGAAGUACAUAUAAAUAAUUUAUUGACAUAUUAAAGAGACAUAUU